Messenger RNA from Parus major (Great Tit), 3299 nucleotides. It is a transcript of the gene SMARCD1, whose product is annotated as SWI/SNF related, matrix associated, actin dependent regulator of chromatin, subfamily d, member 1. Gene Ontology annotation, cellular component: SWI/SNF complex; nucleus. Gene Ontology annotation, biological process: regulation of transcription by RNA polymerase II. NCBI's taxonomy places the organism in Eukaryota, Metazoa, Chordata, Aves, Passeriformes, Paridae. The record is from RefSeq and is a predicted model, not a curated record. The transcript is spliced from 12 exons. Bases 32 to 1393 code for a protein of 453 amino acids.
ACCGGCUCUGUUCUCUCCGCAGCGCCCCGGGAUGCUGCCGGGCGGCCGCAUAGCGCCGCAGGGCCCGGCCAUGGGUCCUCCCGGCUACGGAGGGAGCCCCGCGGUGCGGCCCGCGCUGGCGCAGGCCGGGCUGGAGCAGGCUCGCAAGCGGCCGGCGCCGCAGCAGCUCCAGCAGGUGCAGCCGCAGGCGGUGCCCAACCGCAACCACAACGCCAAGAAGAAGAAGAUGGCAGAUAAAAUCCUCCCACAGCGGAUCCGUGAGCUCGUGCCCGAAUCCCAGGCCUACAUGGACUUGUUGGCCUUUGAGAGGAAGCUGGACCAGACCAUCAUGAGGAAGCGCUUGGAUAUCCAGGAGGCUCUGAAACGCCCCAUCAAGCAAAAGCGAAAGCUGCGCAUUUUCAUCUCCAACACCUUCAACCCAGCCAAGUCGGACGCGGAGGACGGCGAAGGAACCGUCGCCUCCUGGGAGCUCCGGGUGGAAGGACGGCUGUUGGAGGAUUCUGCUCUGUCCAAAUAUGAUGCCACCAAGCAGAAAAGGAAAUUUUCGUCCUUCUUUAAAUCUCUGGUCAUUGAACUUGAUAAAGACCUGUAUGGCCCUGACAAUCACCUAGUAGAGUGGCACAGGACUGCUACGACUCAGGAGACAGACGGCUUCCAGGUGAAGAGGCCGGGCGAUGUGAACGUGCGCUGCACUGUCCUGCUGAUGCUGGAUUACCAGCCUCCCCAGUUCAAGCUGGAUCCACGCCUGGCUCGGCUUCUGGGCAUCCACACCCAGACCCGGCCCGUGAUCAUCCAGGCCCUGUGGCAGUACAUCAAGACCCACAAGCUGCAGGACCCCCACGAGCGGGAGUUUGUCAUCUGUGACAAGUACCUGCAGCAGAUAUUUGAGUCGCAGCGGAUGAAGUUCUCUGAAAUCCCACAAAGGCUUCACGCCUUGCUGAUGCCCCCCGAACCGAUCAUCAUCAAUCAUGUGAUCAGUGUUGACCCAAAUGACCAGAAGAAAACAGCCUGCUAUGACAUUGACGUGGAGGUGGACGACACCCUGAAGACUCAGAUGAAUUCCUUUCUGCUCUCCACAGCCAGUCAACAGGAAAUUGCUGCUCUGGAUAACAAGAUCCACGAAACAAUUGAGACCAUCAACCAGCUGAAGACACAGCGUGAGUUCAUGCUGAGCUUUGCCCGAGAUCCUCAGGGCUUCAUCAACGACUGGCUCCAGUCCCAGUGCCGGGAUUUGAAGACAAUGACUGAUGUCGUUGGGAAUCCCGAGGAGGAGCGCAGAGCCGAGUUCUACUUCCAGCCGUGGGCGCAGGAAGCCGUGUGCCGAUACUUCUACUCCAAGGUGCAGCAGAGACGGCAGGAACUGGAGCAGGCCUUGGGAAUCCGGAAUACAUAAGCUGCUCUGCUCCUCCCCAGGCAGAAGCAUCACAGCUGUUUGUGGACACAGAGCUGCAGAGCCACUGUUCCAGCUCACCGAAUCCCACUCUGGCAGCGAGGCCCACGUUAUUCAUCCUGGCAUUGUCCCUGCUGGGGCAAGUCCAGCACACCUGGGGCAAGCAGACAGGCUCCAAUGAGCACACAUUUCUACCUGGUUUUCUUCCUGACUGUUGCCUUGUCAGUCCCAAGGCUUCCACGAGCGUUCCCACGACCCCGCACUGCCCGUAGUGUCCCCGGUAGCCAGAGUUACUCAGAGCCUUCUCUCAGCCCAUUCCUCCCCAGCCAUCAUCUGGCUGGGCACUCAGAGCUGGCUCUGAAGCCUGGCUCUGCUUUAAGGUGUGGCUGGGCUCUUCCCUGCCACGUUUUACAGCCCGUGCCAGGCGCUGUUGUGGGCAGGAUGCCAUGAGCUGACAUACCUCCCUGCCCUCACCCCCUCCUCGGAGGGUGCUGCUGCACUGGGCUGCCUCAUAGGUCACUCUCCUCCUUGAGGAAGUUACUGAACUGUGUAGAGAAUUGCUUCUUCCCCUUCUCCCUUCUUCCCUGCCCCGUUCCCUUCGUUUCCUGUGAUGGACUGUCCUAGGCUGGGAUCACAGGGACACGAGGCGUUGGCUUCCUGCAGGGAUGUGGAAGCGUUGGAGUGAUGCAGCGCUCUGCACUUCAAACACCUACAAGUGGGUUCCAGCAAACCACGUGGCUGCUUGUUAUCCCUGGAGCAGGGAGAGGAGAUGCAGCAGCUGCCUGGAAUUCUGCAGGGACAGUGUUGUAGGCUCAUUCCUUUGGGACAGUUGUCCUGUGUCACUUGCUGUGGGGACCAGAGGCUCCUUCUUGUGGAUCCAGGGGUGUAACAGGACAGCCCUUGGAAAUGGAGAUUUUUUUUUCCAAGCAUAUGUGAGUUAGCAGGUGUUUCAUUGCUGAAGCUCCUGUGGUUUUUAGUCAAGUUUUAGGCUGUGGGGCUGCCAUAGGGCCCAGCAUGGUUCAGGAAUGUACAAAUAGAUUUUCUCCACUGUGAGGAGUAGCAGCUCUGAUGCCUCCUCCUGGAAUGAGUUACUGGUGGUCAGGCUUAGGAGAAUUAAACAGCUCCUCUUCACCCCGAUCCCAGUGUUUCUGCUCGGGACUAUAAUGCAAAUGGACUCAAAAGUUGGAUGGACUCUUGGAAUAGCUGCAGGAUCAUGUUACUGAUGAGCCCUCGCCCAGUUCAGUGUGGCUGGGGAGGCUGCUGUGAGUUGGAGCACCUGGGUGGCCCUACUACUCCUUGUGUCUGUGUUACUACAUGUCUGUGAGUAAUAGACUCUCGACUUCCCCUCUCCUUUGCCCUUCUGAAAUGCUCCUCUGUGGUACUGGGGUGAAGGUCUUGGUGCUGGAGGAGCAGCCCCUGGCUCCUCAGGGUACUCCCACAGGAGGGAUGCUGAGUCCUACGUAGACAAAACGUAGCUGUUGCAGAGUAACUGCUUUUCUUAACUGAAUAUUACGGUUUUUUCCAUGGACCAAAUUUUUUUUUUUGUACUGUAUCCUUGUAGACGUCACCCAGUUUUAAUAAAAGACUCCUGUGAAGGAAGCUGUCCUCCUCCUUCCAUGCUGACAGCUCUCACUCUCCCAGCUGCCAUGGGGGAUGAGCCUGGUGACUCCCAGGGAAGGGACAGGAUUAUCUCUGCUUUCUUUUCAAAGCCAGCAGGGUUGAGUGACUGGGGAGAAAAUGUUCUUCAUAUUUUGGCCUUUUAUAGCGAGCCCUUCAUGGAGGGAUCUCCCAGCUUGCAGACUCUGCUAAACCUUUGCAAAGUGCUUUUGUGGUAAACAAAGUAACUUGAGCAAAACUGGAAAUCCAGAGGCCAGUGCUAAUAAAUCCUGAACUGCCCCGUGUCCACUUA